Messenger RNA from Pangasianodon hypophthalmus (striped catfish), 667 nucleotides. RefSeq names its product MIA SH3 domain containing (gene mia). Gene Ontology annotation, molecular function: protein binding. Bases 55 to 453 code for a protein of 132 amino acids. Lineage: Eukaryota; Metazoa; Chordata; Actinopteri; Siluriformes; Pangasiidae. The record is from RefSeq and is a predicted model, not a curated record. Gene Ontology annotation, biological process: extracellular matrix organization. The transcript is spliced from 4 exons.
UCUGCCCAUAGCUCUGCUCCCCCAAACCCCUAGUAGACUCCAACCAUAUCAACCAUGAAGGGACACUACACUAUGUGGGCACUGUUCUUGGUUCUUUGUGGACUGCUGCUGUUACACACAGAGGCUGGACGACAGAUGCCAAAACUCUCAGACAAGAAGCUGUGUGCUGAUGCAGAAUGCAGCCAUCCCAUCCUUAUUGCCAAAGCCAUCCAGGAUUAUUAUCCCCAGGACUGUCGCUUCAUUCCCAUCCACCAAGGCCAACUCGUCUACGUCUAUGCCAUGCUGAAAGACCGGGGCAACCUCUUUUGGUCUGGCAGUGUCCAGGGAUCGUACUAUGGUGAGCAGGAGGCUCGGCUUGGCCAUUUCCCCAGCAGCGUGGUUGAAGAGACCCAUGCUUUAAUGCCUGCUGAGGUUGAGGUCAAAACAAAUAAAUGGGACUUCUACUGCCCCUGAGAUGCUGCCAUCUUCCAAGGAGAGAACAUUAUUUUCUUGCACUUUAGGUUCUUCUAGCAUGCCACACAUUGUUUUUCUAACCCAUUGGCUUAUGAACCAGCUUCAUUAAAAACACAUACUCUAGAACAAUUAAGAAAAACAUGCUUUAAUUUAGCUUAAUUAAAGUAUCUACACACUUGUUUAAUAUCAAAUAAACGCCAGCUGCUACCAACGA